AAUAUACCUCCGCUUCUUCGAUACAAACGAAGCCUCUUUCGUCCUCCUUUAUACUUCCGCCAAAUCUGACGGCGAUUUCUUCAACACCCACCCUCACCCCCUCCUAUUUUCUCACAGCCCAAACGCAAAACCUCACUUCCAAGCUGUCCUCUUUAUUUAGUCUCUCUCUCUCAUUUCCUUCACAAACCUUCCCCUCUUUCUCUCUCUCUCUAUCAUUUCCUCUUUCUCUCUCUAAGUUUUCUACCAUGGCUCAGGUGGUAGCAACUCGGUCAAUUCACACUACAUUCGCAUGCCCCAGCUCUGGAUCUUUACACAAUCAAGUUGAAAAGCUCAAACCUUCUGGUUUUGCCCCCAAAGUGCUGGUUUCUAGAGAACUAAGGAGUCACGGAGCGUUUCGCAUUAGCGCGCCGAUCACUGCCAAGAGAUCUGUUCGCGCCGCGGUCGAAGUCAUGCCGGUGUCGCCUGAAGACAUACCAAAGACAGAAGAGCAAAUUCAGCAUUUACCGGGAAUUCAGCAUCUGGGUGAUACAUCAGUGGGUAUGUGGUCUAAACCCACGGUUGGACGUAAGACAAAGAUUGUUUGCACGAUUGGUCCUUCUACCAAUACUCGGGAAAUGAUAUGGAAGCUGGCUGAAGCUGGAAUGAAUGUUGCACGUAUGAAUAUGUCUCAUGGAGACCAUGCAUCUCAUCAGAAAGUUAUAGAUUUGGUUAAGGAAUAUAAUGCUCAAUCAAAAGACAACGUCAUUGCAAUCAUGCUUGACACAAAGGGCCCCGAGGUUAGGAGUGGCGACUUGGCCCAACCAAUCAAUUUAACAAGUGGCCAGGAAUUCACUUUCACAAUCCGUAGAGGAGUUGGCGCAGCAGAUUGUGUCAGCGUCAACUAUGAUGAUUUUGUUAAUGAUGUCGAAGUGGGCGAUAUGCUUCUUGUUGAUGGUGGUAUGAUGUCGUUCUUGGUGAAGUCCAAGACAGAAGAUUCAGUGACAUGUGAAGUCGUCGAUGGAGGAGAGCUUAAAUCUAGACGACAUUUAAAUGUUCGAGGAAAAAGCGCUACACUUCCAUCUAUUACUGAAAAGGACUGGGACGACAUCAAGUUUGGAGUGGACAAUAAAGUUGACUUUUAUGCUGUUUCGUUCGUCAAAGAUGCAGCAGUAGUCCAUGAACUGAAGAAUUAUCUGCAAAGCUGUGGUGCAGAUAUACAUGUUAUUGUAAAAAUUGAAAGUGCAGACUCUAUACCAAAUUUGCAUUCAAUUAUUACAGCAUCUGAUGGGGCUAUGGUUGCAAGAGGAGAUCUUGGUGCAGAGUUGCCAAUUGAGGAGGUUCCACUGUUGCAGGAAGAGAUAAUCAGUAUAUGUCGUAGCAUGGGGAAAGCUGUUAUUGUUGCAACGAAUAUGCUUGAAAGCAUGAUCGUUCAUCCCACACCAACACGCGCUGAGGUAUCAGACAUUGCCAUUGCUGUUCGAGAGGGUGCUGAUGCUGUUAUGCUUUCUGGGGAAACUGCUCAUGGAAAGUUUCCUUUGAAAGCUGCUAAGGUUAUGCACACAGUCUCAUUACGGACUGAAGCAACCAUAAAUGGUGGUGAAACGCCUGCUAAUCUUGGCAAAGCCUUCAAGAACCAUAUGAGCGAAAUGUUCGCAUUUCAUGCAACGAUGAUGUCCAACAAUCUUGGAACCCCGAUCGUCGUCUUCACUAAAACUGGUUACAUGGCCAUCCUACUUAGUCAUUAUCGACCUUCUGGCACCAUAUUUGCGUUCACAAAUGAGAAGAGAGUACAACAGAGACUGGCUUUGUACCAAGGAGUUUGCCCAAUAUACAUGGAAUUCUCAGAUGAUGCCGAGGAAACCUUUGCAAAAGCAUUGGUUUGUUUGAAGCAACAGGGGAUGGUGAAGGAAGGAGAACAGGUAGCUCUUGUUCAGAGUGGUCGAAAGCCCAUCUGGCGGUUCCAAUCCACUCACAAUAUCCAGGUCAGAAAAGUUUAGAAGGGGAAAAAAAAAGAUGGAAUAUCCAUAACCAAGAUCUCUGCCCUCAAAGUCAAGGAUUACUCAACUGGAGCAGUUCAUAUUCGUUAUGGUGAUCGUCCCAAGCUGGUUUUUGCUUGUGAGAACAACGUCCGACUUACUUAUCCAAUGUGUACUUUCUGUAUUCCCACCCACGAAUAUCUUCAUGUUCUCUACCGUGCCUUCUUAUUUAUUAGGGUUUUUUUUUUUGGUUGUCAAUUUUCUUUUUCGGAGCUUAUAUGAACUAGAUGGUUUGGUGCAAGACUGGUAUCCUGAGAAAGAGCAGUACUUAUGACAAGCUGUUUCUUUUCUUAACAUUUGAGUAAUUCAAUCCUCUAUAUUUCCAAGUGUCUUCAUCUUGGUAAGAAA
Molecule: messenger RNA, 2363 nt
Organism: Cornus florida
Lineage: Eukaryota; Viridiplantae; Streptophyta; Magnoliopsida; Cornales; Cornaceae
Product: plastidial pyruvate kinase 2
Exons: 12
Coding region: 246-1976 (576 amino acids)
Biological process (GO): glycolytic process
Cellular component (GO): chloroplast stroma; cytoplasm
Molecular function (GO): potassium ion binding; pyruvate kinase activity; magnesium ion binding
Source: RefSeq, a predicted model, not a curated record